AUGUCGUUACAUGGUGUCAGUCAAUUUCAGACCAUGGAGCGUCUAAAACCACCUCCCAGCUUACAACUUACAGGUAUCCUAGCAGAAAAUUUUCUCGAGAGAUUUCAAUUCACUGCUAUGGACGAAUUCAAUAUGGAUGAAUCUCGUACUGACCUUAAGAAGGCUGACAGAGAGGAUGAAAAAACGAUCGAAAAUGGCUUUCCAUCGGACAAAAUCACAUUUGAGUAUGAAAAUACACCUAAACAACUUCUCUACAAUGUAUCAGAUCGAACACCGGUUAAGAUGGCAAUCUUCUGUGCCUUCCAGCAAGUUCUCAUAGUGUUGUCGGCAUCUCUGGCUAUAUCAUCCUUCGUUGCGGACGCUGCAUGUGCUGAGGAUUUUCCGGACAUCAAAACCGACCUUCUGAGCACCGCCAUGUUUAUGAGUGGCCUCACAACUCUUCUGAUGGUAGUACUUGGCUUCAGACUUCCCGUGUUCCAAGGUUCUUGUGCCGACUAUGUCAUACCGUUAAUGGCUAUUCGCUUGCUGAACAAAAAUGUAUGCUCGCUGAUAAAUACGACGACGAACUUUACCUUAUCGAACGACAGUUCUUUUCAAAGUAUUGAAACGUCGGGAAAUAUUGAUCUGAGGAGGGAACUUGCAUAUUCUAAGUUGCAAGAGUUUCAGGGCUGUCUGAUCCUUGUGGGUGUAAUCCACUUUCUGAUCGGUAUGACAGGUGCAGUAGGCUUCCUUCUACGAUUUGUUGGCCCGAUCACCGUAGUACCGACUAUAUUGCUAAGCGGAAUAUUUCUAUCCAAGGCGACAGCAAAAUUUUCAAAGGUUCACUGGGGUAUAUCAAGUCUAACGGCCGGAACAUCUAUAAUCUUAUCACUCUUCCUCGGGCACAAGGAGAUGCCUUGUCUGUCUUGGUCCAGAAGAAGAGGUUUCUAUGUGUAUUGGUAUCCGUUCCAUCAGGUCUUCUCGAUUUUGAUCGGUAUAUGUGUCGGCUGGUGUGUCUCAGCCAUCAUGACGAUGACAGGAGCAUUGACAGACAAUCCAGAUCAUUAUCAGUACAUGGCAAGAGUUGAUGCUCGGGCAGGGAUCAUUGAGAACGCUACCUGGUUCAAAAUGCCUUACCCAAAUCAGUUUGGGCCACCAUCUUUUAAUGCUGGCAUCUUCAUUGCAUUCCUCAUCGCCACGGUAACCUCAAUACUGGACUCCAUUGGAGAUUACUACGCAUGUGCAAGAGUUUGUAACGUACCACCUCCUCCGCGGCAUGCCGUAAACAGAGGAAUUGCUGUAGAGGGUUUUGGUAGCAUACUGUCCGGUCUGUUUGGUUCUGGGCACGCGACAACCACAUCCGGCGGAAAUAUCGGGGCAUUGGGCGUCACAAAGGUAGCGAGCAGAGAUGUGUUUUGGUGGGUGUCAAUUAUAUACAUGGUCUUUGGCCUCGUUGGGAAGGUCUCAGCGGUCUUUAUAAGCAUCCCGGUGCCUGUUCUUGGUGGUGCCAUGAUCAUCAUGUUUGGAAUGUUAAACGGCAUUAUCCUCUCUAAUCUACAAGUGGUUUCGCUCUCUUCGACGCGGAAUCUAGCGAUCAUCGGGACAGGAAUACUUGUGGGUCUGAUGGUACCUUAUUGGAUCGAGACAUAUCCGGAUGACCUUUCCACAGGAAGUUCCUACUAUGACAAUAUUGUGAAAACCCUCCUUAUCAACCCAAACUUGUGCGGAGGUGUCACUGCCUGUCUUCUGGACAACACAGUUCCAGGUACACUGGAUGAGCGGGGCAUUACGGCAUGGCAGGAAUCUAGCAAGGGUGACAGCAUAAUGAAGUAUAGCGAGGGAAUAGAUGUAUACAACCCCCUCGUACCCAAAAAAUGGAUGACAUGGAAGUUCAUGAAGUACAUACCGAUCUGUGUGUACAGACCGACGCAGGCGGGUAACCGAAAUGGCGAUAUAUUAAACUCACCGUUGGAGUCUACCUCAUUCUAG
Ylistrum balloti is the source of this 1968-nucleotide messenger RNA. Its product is annotated as solute carrier family 23 member 2-like. Lineage: Eukaryota; Metazoa; Mollusca; Bivalvia; Pectinida; Pectinidae. Gene Ontology annotation, biological process: transmembrane transport. Gene Ontology annotation, molecular function: transmembrane transporter activity. The transcript has 12 exons. The record is from RefSeq and is a predicted model, not a curated record. Gene Ontology annotation, cellular component: membrane. Bases 1 to 1968 code for a protein of 655 amino acids.